UUUAAGCAACCGUUGGUCCUAUUUCUAACUUGCAGGUGACAGCUAUUAAUCAAUCACUGGCAGGUGCGCGCGCGGAACUAAAUAUAAACCUCUCUUUAGGGGGAAGCGUUUCAGAGACGUACCAGGACAAUACAUUGCUUCCGGGCAUGUUAGUUCGUAGCAACGUUCGAGUCGCGUAAAGUGGCGUUUCUCUUGUUGCAGUAUGGCCGAGACCACGGACAACCAGCAGAGUUAUGAGGAGAUGUUCGCCGACAGAUUCUCAGCGGACGAUAAAGAAUACCAACAGUACGUGACCCGUCCAGCGGACCCCCCACCCAUUGUCGAGGACUGGAGGAGUCGUGGGGGUGGAAACCGAGGCAGGGACAGGUACCAGGACCGUCGAGGCCGAGGUUGGGGGGGAGACCGGGGUUGGCGAGGGCAUGACCGGGACCGAGACAGUGGCCGAGACCGAGACAGUUGCCGAGACCGGGACCGGGACCGAGACUGGGACAGUGGCCGAGACCGGGACCGAGACAGGUACUCCGGGCAUGGAAGUGGUCAUCAAUCGGGCCCCAACCAAGGGUAUAACUCUUAUCAGAGACCACAAUAUGACCGCUACUGAUCUCUACUCUAAACUCUCAGGUGUUGUCAGUGUUAAAUAUUCAGUAUUGCAUCUGUCAUUGCAAUACCAUUAUGUGGUCAUGUUUAACAAUUUGUUUGUGACUCAUUGUCUCAGUCUUCUAAGCAAGGCCUGAGCACGAUCAAUAUUCAUAUUUUACAGUUAAUCAUUGAAAUGGUUUGGAACUUUUUUUUAUUUAUUGUUAAAAACAGAUUUAUUGUCAAACUUGAAAAUGCAAAUACGUACUGCAGAUCUUUUUUCUUCGGCAGAAAAGUAAAGAUCCUGUUUGAUUUCCACUUAAUGUUUCUAUACCUCAACAGUCUAAUUAUUUCCCAUAUUCCUGUAUACUGCCUGUAAUCUCAUUUAAUCUGUUUACUCCAUUUUUGUGAAUGAUAACAAGGACAUGCUUGCAGAUUUCAGUACUGAAACUCAUGAGAGAGUUUCUUCGUGUUCAAAUAGAUUUGCGGCUAUACAGCGACACAUGCUUUGAUAUUGUAGUAUUGGAAAUUAUACAGUACUGUUGCAGACUGUAAAUCAGACUAAAUCUUUUUUUAAUGCAGCUUUAUUUUUCUGUGUCAUUAUGUAAGGAUACUGAUGAACUGUUUUCAUUAAACAUGUAUUUUCUUAA
This is a messenger RNA of Pseudoliparis swirei, 1226 nucleotides long. Its product is annotated as RNA guanine-N7 methyltransferase activating subunit-like. The record is from RefSeq and is a predicted model, not a curated record. Bases 203 to 601 code for a protein of 132 amino acids. Lineage: Eukaryota; Metazoa; Chordata; Actinopteri; Perciformes; Liparidae. Gene Ontology annotation, biological process: RNA 5'-cap (guanine-N7)-methylation. The transcript is spliced from 3 exons. Gene Ontology annotation, molecular function: RNA binding.